AUGGACUAUUGUAUUCAUGGAGAGCGGAUAGCCAAGGUUGUUUCCAGAAACGAGAAGAAUGAGAUCCAGUUCUAUGAGCUUUCGAGUUCUGGUGAAUAUGCAUUAACGGGAUCUGUGUUUUUAGACAAACCAGUGUUGGAUUUCAAAUUCAAAUCUGAUGACGACAAUAAAGGCGAUACCAGCAAUACUAAGAACUCCAAGAAAAGGACAAUGAACGGAGAUGAAACAAUAUUGAAUGGCGAUGCAAAGGAGUCGCUAUUGGCAGUGCUUCUAGAAGAUAAAUCUAUUGUGAUUAUUUCUCCACUCUCAAAUUCGAUAGUGAGGAAGAUAAACAUUGAUAAAUCCAAAAACAAAGCUAUUGCUGUUGUGAGCUAUCAGAACGAUACUAUAUGGGCAAGUACCGAAUCGCAAGAAUAUCUCUUGAAAAUCUCCACCAAUGCAGAUAACAAGAUUAGUAAAUUCAACGUACCGAAAUACACUGCGAUAUGCAUUACCAAAAACUCUGAGGUUUGUUUUGGCACAGCAUCGACGACAGACUUUAGAUUGGAAAUUGGAAAAUUGCUAAAAAGCAAAUAUUCAAAAGUCAAAGAGAUUGAUUUACCACAAGAAAUAAAGAGUGUUGAACCACUAUGUCAACAUUAUUUUGUCAUUCUCACUUUGUCACAAAAAGUGUAUAUACUAUCUACUGAAACGGAAAAAUUGAAACAGCUCGAAUGUCAGGAGGAAGUGGAGAAGAUACAAGUAUUGCAUUUGGGUGAGGAGAAGUAUAUAAUAGGAGUAAUGCAUCAAGGAUUGACAAUUUUUGCCAGUGAUGGUUCAUGCAUCAAUUCAAUCAAUAUGGAUCAAAUGACAGACCAACCAAUUGACCAUGUAUUCAGCUUGGGUAAUGUCCCAUUCAUAAGUUGGCAAGUCGAAAAUACUUUGCAUUUCAAGGCCUUUUCAAUAACCCAAAAUGAAACAAUCGAGUUAAAAAACGGUACUGGAAAGUCUUUGGAACCGAAUAAUGAUAGUGCGAGUGUAAUUGAUUUACCAGACGUGAAAAAGAUAUCAGGUAUGGAUACAAUUGCAAUCUUGAAAGGCUUACACAUUCUUUUAUGUGAGCCUAGCUUGGACAAGAACAAAGUCAUACAAUAUACAUGCUCAUCGAUAAUAGACACUGAAGCAAUUAAGCAAAUUAUAUCGUCGUUAACACAUGAACAGAGUGAAAAAUUAUACACGAUAAUAAGCGAAGAAGUAGCCAAAAACGUCAAUGAGAAUCAUGAGGCUAGUCUAUGGCUUCAAUGGAUACUUUUACUCCACGGUGGUGCCUUAGCUCAUAUAUCAUCUGUUUCAGUUAAAAAUUUACAAAAUCAACUACAAUCUGGCUUAAAGAUAAUGCCGCAUUUAUAUGCAAUUAAAGGGAAACUUGAACUUUUACAAUUACAAUCUCAACUUCGAUCGAAUACGUCUCUUGGAGAUGAUUAUAUUUCAACAACUGUUGAAAAUGAGAGUAUUUUGUAUGCCAAUGGUGAAGUUGAUGAUACUUUUGCUCUUAUUCAAUAA
Messenger RNA from Lodderomyces oxycetoniae, 1542 nucleotides. RefSeq names its product Utp9p (gene UTP9). The transcript has a single exon. The record is from RefSeq and is a predicted model, not a curated record. Gene Ontology annotation, molecular function: protein binding. Bases 1 to 1542 code for a protein of 513 amino acids. NCBI's taxonomy places the organism in Eukaryota, Fungi, Ascomycota, Pichiomycetes, Serinales, Debaryomycetaceae.